UACCAAGUUGACGACAGUGCGCAGUGUAAACAUUAGGCUGGUGACCAGGGUCAUGUCAAGGGGAUGCGCUGAUUUAGCGUAGUAGCACAAAUCUUUCCCGAUCUCGCCUACCUUUCGAGGUACCCUUACCCUCCUCCUCUCUCUCGAGGAUUGCUCCUUCGGUGACCCCCAACUUUCCUCGGGCUCGAGCUGUCGCAUUUUUCUUUACGCUACGAACACCACCUCGGUUUUACUACCUAGCUAUCCAUCAUCUUCCGAUUUGACGUCGCUAGCGAGGAGCCUUUGCACACAAUGGCCGUGCAAGGGGCAGAGGAUGUCUACGCCAGCCUUCUCCUAACGGACACAUAUCUUCCUGGUGCCCUGGUGCUGGCCCAUUCGCUUCGCGAUGCGGGCACCACCAAGAAGCUGGCCGUCUUGGUCACCCUAGAUACCGUGUCUCUCGAUGUUGUGACACAACUCAAGGCCGUCUAUGACUAUGUCAUUCCCGUUGGUCGCAUCCAAAAUGAGCAUCCUGCGAACCUGAACCUUAUGAACCGCCCGGAUCUUCACUCGGCAUUCACCAAAAUCAACCUCUGGAGGCAGACCCAAUUCCGGAAGAUCGUGUAUGUGGAUGCCGAUAUCGUGGCCUACCGAGCACCCGACGAGCUUUUCGACCUUCCUCAUGCCUUCUCGGCAGCUCCUGAUAUAGGGUGGCCGGACCUGUUCAAUACAGGUGUCAUGGUCUUGACCCCAAACAUGGGCGACUAUUACGCCAUGACGGCCAUGGCUCGCCGUGGAAUCUCGUUUGACGGCGCCGACCAGGGCCUCUUGAACAUGUACUUCAAGAACAGCUUCAACCGCCUCAGCUUCAGCUACAACGUUACGCCCUCAGCCCAUUACCAAUAUGUGCCUGCCUACAAGCACUUUCAGUCCGGUAUCAAUAUGGUUCAUUUCAUUGGACCCGAGAAGCCGUGGGUGCAGGGCAGAGACAGGGCCACGGGAAGCUCCCCAUUUGACCAGAUGGUGGGCAGAUGGUGGGCGGUUUAUGAUCGACAUUACCGCAAGGAGACACCCCGACUGGAGCCAGCACAGCCAGAGCAACAAGUCCCAGCGAUAGUGCAAUAUUUCGUCAAAGGCGAAUUCCAGCCUACGAUCCGUUAUGUUGUUCCCGUUGGCGAACCCCCCAGCGACCAACCCAGCAACGUUCACGGUCAGCAACAUCAACUAGCACAGCAGUAUACCCAGCAACACCAUUAUUCCCAUCAGUCUUAUCCCCACCCUGAGCAGCAACCCCACCAACACCCUCACUCCCAACCAUCACACUUAGCCGAGCACUCAACCGCGCCUUCCCACCCAAGCGUGUCUUCUGGAUCCCAAGAAGGGACACAUACUGAGGCUCGAAAAGACCAGGCAUCGGACCACCAGCAAUGGGGUUCUCAACCGCCGGCCCAGCCGGAGCACAAGCCCGAGCCUCAACCCCAACCAGAGAUGGUACCAAGUUGGGAUGCUCAGCGGCAACCCCCACCGCCGGAUUCAAGGCCCGAGGCCAUGAACUUCCCUCAAACGCACUACACCAUGUCGUCCGACCCGGCCCCGUUCGUCCCGCCAGAGCGCUACCCUAGCCCGCCAAAGAAUAUGUGGUACGACGUUCCAAAGCAGGCACCGGCAAAGCCCACGGAGAAGCCCAAGCCGCUCUUCCCCUGGGAGACUCACCGGCCGCGGCCGACCCGCGUGUUUGCGCACCUGACCCAGCCCGAACCGCCCGCGCCCGGACCGGCACCCGCGAAAGCACAAACCGCGCAAGCAGGCUCGCAGCAAGUGCCAUCCGGCCCCGCGGCGGCGGCAGCUACACAGCCGGGCGAACCGCACACGCCACCGCCGCCGGCGCCGGGCCCGGCCUCCCGCACCGCGCUCUCCGCGCCCACGACGACGACGGACAUCUGGUCCUCGUUCCCCCGCACCAACGCCUGGGACAGCGUGCCCGAGAUCAACCGCUACGUCGACCGCAGGAUGCAGAAGCACCGUCGCACGCGCAGCGGUGGUAAGGGCUUGGUCCUAGGUGGUGGCAUCGGCGGCGGGAGCGGCGGGAGCGGCGGGAGCGGGGGGGCUGGUGCUGGUGGCGGUGGUGGUGGUGGUGGUGGUGGUGUGAGUGGUGGUGUGAGCGACUUUGCUACCCCGCGGCGCGGCUUUAAGGUCACCGACUUCCCCAGCGAAGACGACCGCCCGAGCCUGCCCGUCACGCCCGCGCCGAUCCGGAGGCCGAGGCGUUGGGUUGCUGGCGGCGGCGGUGGUGGUGGCCAUGGGCUUGGUGGUGGCUUUGGUGGUGAUGGCGAGGGCGGUGGUGGUGUCGGUGGUGGUGUCGGUGAUGGUGAAGGUGGGGGGGAGCAGCUGCUCCAGGGCGCCGAGGGCGUGCCGGGGCAGGCUGAUUGGGUAUGUGUGCAUGGGAACCGGUGGGGCCCGGCAGACUGCCUGUGUGAACUGGCUAACCUCCUUCGCUGCUACAAGGAUCCUGCGGCGCAGCUGCGGAAGCUGGCCAAGGAGCAGUCCGAGCUGCUGUUCCGGCGGCUCGGGGCCGGCGAUGAGGGUGGUGGUGAUGCGGGUGGUGGUGGUGGUGGUGGUGGGUUCGGAGGAGGAGAAGAAGAGGGAGGGGAGCAGCGCCGGACGAUCCCCUCGCGCCCGCUGCCGUUCGGGUCCGAGGGCGUCCGGUCCCCGACCUACGUCGCGCCUACGCCGCCGCCGCUCGUCAGCCCGAAGCCGGUCAAGCCGACCACGAGCGCGAGCCCGGUCAAUCGGAUCCUGGCGGCGGCGCCGGAGAUUAUGGCUUCGCAGGAGGGCGCGGUUGGUCCGGUUGCGGCCCCGAGCUAUCAGGGCCCGGGGCCGGCGUUUGAGAAGGGCGAGGAUAUCCCCACGUUUGAGACGCCGGCGCUGCCGACCGAGGAGGAGCGGGACGUUCUUGAGACAUAGGACUGUCUUAUAGUCUAGUGUGUGACUGCUCUUUUAGGAACCACUCCCCUUUUUUGCGGGAAAGCGCUGUAUGAUACGAAUUCAGGUUGAUCGGUUUUGGUGAAGAGGAGGCGGGGCGGGAAAGCUGGGGAUGAACGGAUAAUGUUCGAGCGUUUGGGGGAACUCGGAGGGCAUUAAUGGUAUUCACUGGGCUUUUGGUCUUGACA
Molecule: messenger RNA, 3149 nt
Organism: Chaetomium fimeti
Lineage: Eukaryota; Fungi; Ascomycota; Sordariomycetes; Sordariales; Chaetomiaceae
Product: glycosyltransferase family 8 protein
Exons: 6
Coding region: 292-2943 (883 amino acids)
Cellular component (GO): cytoplasm
Molecular function (GO): glycosyltransferase activity
Source: RefSeq, a predicted model, not a curated record